Molecule: messenger RNA, 357 nt
Organism: Puccinia graminis f. sp. tritici CRL 75-36-700-3
Lineage: Eukaryota; Fungi; Basidiomycota; Pucciniomycetes; Pucciniales; Pucciniaceae
Exons: 3
Coding region: 1-357 (118 amino acids)
Source: RefSeq, a predicted model, not a curated record
AUGAAAUUCACAUUUGGAUUACUCUCAGUUGUGGCAACCAUCCUCAGCACUGAGCCGGUUACAGCCGUUCCUACUCAUGGGCUUCAUAGAGGUUAUCUCGGUGGCUAUGGAGGCUAUGGCGGGGGAUACGGGGGAGCAUACGGUGCUGGUUACGGAGGACCAUAUGGCGGUUAUGGCAGAGGGUACGGUGGAGGCUAUGGAGGGGGCUAUGGUGGAGGCUAUGGUGGAGGCUAUGGUGAAGGCUAUGAUGGAGGCUAUGGUGGAGGCUACGGGGGAGGAUAUGGUGGAGGCUACGGCGGAGGGGGUGGACUAGGCUUAGGGUUCGGCCUUGGGGUAGGUGUCGGCGUCGGCAUCUAA